Molecule: messenger RNA, 2961 nt
Organism: Hippoglossus stenolepis (Pacific halibut)
Lineage: Eukaryota; Metazoa; Chordata; Actinopteri; Pleuronectiformes; Pleuronectidae
Product: gonadotropin-releasing hormone II receptor
Exons: 4
Coding region: 267-1424 (385 amino acids)
Biological process (GO): G protein-coupled receptor signaling pathway
Cellular component (GO): membrane
Molecular function (GO): gonadotropin-releasing hormone receptor activity; peptide binding
Source: RefSeq, a predicted model, not a curated record
UGCGACACCCCGCGCGCGUCACCCACCUUAAUUAACCAAUCGGCAUCGAUCCUUGUUGCUUCAUGCACAACAUGCUCACUGUGGAGUGCAGAGUGUGCGCGCGCAGGUGAGAUGGAGCAAUUCGACUGAUCGCAUCGAUCAUUGAUCCCAUGCAAAGCUCUGUUUGAUCAGACAGUGAGGGAUGUAAGAGACAGAGUGAUGCUCCAGCACGUUGGACCGCUCCGCUCUGCUGCUUCUCUCUUCAUGUGGCCACCAACACACUGAGGAUGGCAGGAAACCAGUCCCAGUGGAAUACCACACCUGCUGAGCCUUUACAGAACUUUUCUGUCUUCUUUCUGCUUAACUUGUCUGCUCCACCCUCUCCUCCACCCUGGAAGGCUCCCUCCUUCACUGUGGCAGCCCGCUGCCGUGUAGCGGCCACCCUGGUGCUGUUUGCGUUUGCUGCUGUCAGUAACUUGUCAGUCCUCAUUAGUGUGUGCUGGGGACGAGGCUAUCGCCUGCCAGCACACCUCCGCCCACUCAUUGCCAGUUUGGCAUCAGCUGAUCUGGUGAUGACUUUUGUGGUGAUGCCACUGGAUGCCAUUUGGAACAUCACAGUGCAGUGGUAUGCUGGGGAUGUCAUGUGUAAGCUGUUGUGCUUCCUCAAGCUCUUUGCCAUGCACUCGGCUGCAUUCAUACUGGUAGUGGUGAGUCUGGACCGCUAUCGGGCUAUCCUCCAUCCUCUGGACUCUCUGGACGCUGGGCUCAGGAACAAACGCAUGCUGCUUGUGGCAUGGACUCUGAGUGUGUUGCUGGCCUCUCCACAGCUGUUCAUCUUUCGGGCCAUUAAGGCUGAUGGAGUGGACUUCACUCAGUGUGUGACCCAUGGAAGUUUCCAGCAUCGCUGGCAGGAGACGGCAUACAACAUGUUUCAAUUUGUGACGCUGUAUGUCUUCCCCCUGCUUGUCAUGACUUUCUGCUACACCCGCAUCCUCAUCAAGAUCAAUGGGCAGAUGCACAAGAGAAAAGAUGGUGAGCAGUGCCUUAGACGCAGUGGGACAGACAUGAUACCGAAAGCCCGGAUGAAGACCCUCAAGAUGACUGUUGUGAUUGUUAGCUCCUUUGUCAUCUGUUGGACACCCUACUACAUCCUUGGGAUCUGGUACUGGUUCCAACCAGCAAUUAUCCAACGCACACCUGAGUACAUACACCACAUACUUUUUGUCUUUGGAAACCUGAACACGUGCUGUGACCCUGUCAUCUACGGCUUCUACACUCCGUCUUUCCGGGCCGACCUCACUGAUGUGGUGGCGUGCUGCUGCGGUCACCAAGCCAACAACGCCUCACCUCGCUCUGUGGAUCAUCUGUCUUGUCGCAGAGCUGGAGCUGCUGGGGAGAUGGAGUCUGACCUGAGUUCAAACCAGCAUAGUGGCAAUCCAAGUUAGACAGUACUCAUUUGACCUGGAGGAGUUAAGCAAUGUCACAAUAUACCAGAUGUCCUUAAUGUCAGCUGUUUGCUCAAGGCCUUCCAUGAGCACAUUAUUGGAUUGGGAACAACUUCUAUUUUUAUAGAUAUCUUUGAGCUGUGGAACUGUGAUAUGAAGAGUACAGCUUCCUCAAUAUCUCCCAUGUUGUAUGCUUAUGGCUGCUGCAGUUUCUGAUGAUUGCCUUUAGAAGUUCUCCGUUACUUCUAAUGAUGUGCUUCAACAAUUUAUUAUUAAAAUGACUCUAUAUCAGUAUAUUUGCUGUCUAGUCAAACAAAUUCUCCAGUGAAUCUUUUGAACUCUAUAGCUGUUUUUAGCUAUGCCGGCAGUUCACUGCAGCACAUGAAGGCUGAUCUUCAGUAGCCUUCUGAGACAUCCACCUCACAGCUGUAUUGAUCCUUACCAGUGCUUAGAGAUGAUCUCCUCAUACAUAUCAAUAUGCAAUUACCUACAUUUUUUUCCAGUCUUUUUUUCCCCCUUACAUAUGCAAUGCGGCCUAAACAGAGUGUAGAUGCCUGUUUAUAGAUGUACCUUCUGUGUAGUCUAUACUAAGAAGUAUUUACUGAGCAUUUCUAAGCUAACCACAUACAGAUAUGAAAUUGAUGUCUAUCUUAUUAUUUCACUGUCAGAAAAGAGUACAUAAAAAGAAUGUCCAACAAUGUUUACCUUAAGCUUUGAUAGUCUGUGUUACCACUACCUCCAAGAGAAGACAAAGACUGCUGGCUGGAUACUUAUUGUUUCACUGCAUGGCUGUCUGUCACUGACUGAUAGUAUUUAUUGUAUAGAAUACAAUAGGAAGUAAGACAAAGUCAUUACUAAAGACAAAAAUAAAUGUUUCACCUUUAAAAUGUAUAUGUACCAAGUUGACACUUGGCCAGUAUUAAACUCAUUGUAUAUUGUAACUAUCAACUAUUAACUAUCAACAAAUAACUGCUUGUCACUUAUACAUAUAUAUGAUUAACAAAUGUGCAAUUUAUAUCUAAUUUAUAUACUUGAAAAGCACACGAGUUGACACAACUGUAUCACAUCAUAUCUGUAGAUUUGUGAGCUGCACAUUCUAGCUGCCAAUCUCCUGCUCUGCUACAUCCUCAGGGUUCUACUCGAUUGACAUCUGGUGACUGCGAAGGUCACUGACGUUCAUUGAACUCACUGUCAUGUUCAUGAAAUCAGUUGUAGACUGGGAUCAAACCACUUUCACUCUGGAUAGUCGGCGACCCACUCUGUCUCCUGAGCCCUGAACUCUAGAGACAUGUUGUGUGUGAAAAUCGGAUGUUUGAUGUGAACCUUAACUAAAGCUCCUGGUCUACAUCUGACCUUCACCUGCAGGAUUUGAUGCAUAGCAGUGCUGCCUCAUGAUUGCCUGAUAAGAGAAUUGCAUGAAUAAGCAGGAGAACGGAUGUUCCUAUACCAGCAUUGUUAUUAUCUUAGUGCAAGCAGGUGUGAUGUUAAGUAUUAAACAGAUUCUAAUAUUUGCUCAAUAAAAAUCUACUGGAAAAUA